Molecule: messenger RNA, 922 nt
Organism: Phalacrocorax carbo (great cormorant)
Lineage: Eukaryota; Metazoa; Chordata; Aves; Suliformes; Phalacrocoracidae
Source: RefSeq, a predicted model, not a curated record
CGCGGGGCCGGGCCGGGCGGCGGGGCCGGUUCCGGUACGGGGCCGGUACCGAGGCUGGCGCCGGUGCGGAGCGGGCGGUGCGGGGCCGGGCUAUGGCGCUGCUGCUGGAGCAUGAGUUCAAGCCGCUGCCGGCCGACAAGCAGAUCGAGACGCUGCCCUUCCUGGAGGCCGUGGCGCACCUGCCGCCCUUCUUCGAUUGCCUGGGGACUCCCAUCGUCUACUCACCAGUCAAAGCAGACCUGACUGGAAAUAUCAAGAAAAUCCGGGCGGUUUACGACUCCAACCCCGCCAAGUUCAAAACGCUGCAGAACAUCCUGGAGGUGGAGAAGGAGAUGCACGGCUCGGCCUGGCCCAAGACAGGCGCGACACUGGCGCUGAUGUGGUUGAAAAGGGGCCUGAAAUUCAUGCUGGUGUUGCUGCAGAGCAUCUCUGAUGGUGAGCGGGACGAGGAGCACCCGAACCUCAUCCGAGUGAAUGCCAUGAAGGCUUACGAGAUUGCACUGAAGAAAUACCACGGCUGGAUGCUGCAGAAGCUCUUCACGGGCUCGGUCUAUGCUCUUCCGUACAAAUCAGAUUUGUUGAAGGCAUUAGAGAAGGGUAAAGAAGUCAAAGAGGAGGAAAGCAUAGAGAAGAUUCAUCAGUUCCUCUCAAGGGUCACCCCCAUCCUGGAUGCAAUUUAUGAGAUGUACACAAAGAUGAACGCCGAGCUGAGCUACAAAGCCUAACGCUCGCACGGGACUGGCAGGGCUUUAAUAAGGUGUGACGGGUGCUACCUGCGUCUUAAUCACUGAGGCAGCUGGGGCGGCUCCCGGCUGUCAGGGGACUUUCACUUUUGUCUAGGUCUGCAGUGGAUAACCUGUUUUCUUAAGAAAAAAAAAUUAAUUUUCUAUUGAGAAUACAGCAAUAAAACAAUUGUACCCUG